Messenger RNA from Neltuma alba, 2952 nucleotides. RefSeq names its product glutamate receptor 2.5-like. Gene Ontology annotation, cellular component: membrane. Lineage: Eukaryota; Viridiplantae; Streptophyta; Magnoliopsida; Fabales; Fabaceae. The transcript is spliced from 4 exons. The coding region runs from base 41 to 2281 and encodes 746 amino acids. Gene Ontology annotation, molecular function: ligand-gated monoatomic ion channel activity. The record is from RefSeq and is a predicted model, not a curated record.
AUUUGGAGGCUCUUACUCAAAUGACGACGGCGCUGUUGUCAUGGACGACAAGAGCUUCCAGACGACGACGAUAGGAGUGGUACUUGAUUUAGGGUCGCGCAUGGCAAAAGAGCAGAAGACAGCCAUGGAAAUCGCUGCCCAAGAAUUUAACGGCCUCGCACCUGGCCUGCUCUUCCAUUUCCACCAUUCUCACGGCAGCUCCGCAGCUUCUGUCGCCGCCGUUAUGGGUCUCGCGCGCAGCAAGCAAGUGCGAGCUAUCAUAGGGACGAUAUCACACGGCGAAGCGACUAUGGCAAUUGAAACUAACAGCACAUUGAAGAACAUUCCUAUCUUAUCCCUGACUUCGCUCGCAGUGAGCAGAGACACAGAGAUGUCUUCAACUCCAUUGCCAUACUUCAUCCAGUUGGGCACCGAUAUUACCUUCCACACGCGAUGCUUUGCCGCCAUUGUCGGGGAAUUCAAGUGGCCCAAAGUGACAGCAAUCUAUGAGCAAAAUAACGGAGUUUUCUCUGAUCCAAAGACAUUAGCUCUCUUUUCCCAUUCGCUUCGCCUUGUUGGUUCUGAGAUUGUUGACCAUUCAGCUCUGCCUUCUCUUUCUUCUCUGUCCAACCCUAGAGUUACUAUUGAAAAAGAACUUAGCAGGCUCAAGAGCAACAAUAACAGGGUUUUCUUGGUUGUUCAAGCUUCUUUAGAGAUGGCGAAUCUUCUUUUUGAGAGGGCAAAGCAAAUGGGUUUGAUGGAGAAAGAAUCGGUAUGGGUCAUACCCGAUGAGAUUGCUGGUCUCAUUGAUUCGGUGGAUUCCUCUGUUAUUAUUAACAUGCAAGGUGUUGUUGGAUUUAAAACCCACUUUCAUGAAAUGAGCGAGACAUUCAGACGAUUCAGAUACAAAUUUCGAAGAAAAUUCUCGUUGGAGUACCCUGAAGAAGAGAACAUUAACCCGAGUAUCUUUGCACUUCGGUCAUACGAUGCAACUUGGGCUAUUGCUCUCGCUGCAAAGAAAUCACAAAGGAAGUUCUCCCAGAAAGAAUUUUCAGAAAGCAUUCUUGCCAGCAACUUUGAAGGACUAAGUGGCAAGAUUCGCUUUAAAAAUGGAAAAAUAUUGUGGCCACGAGCCCUUGAAAUAGUUAAUGUGAUCGGGAAAAGCUAUCGAGAUUUGGCAUUUUGGCCUCCAGCAUUUGGUUUCUCUAAGAACCUUGCCAGACAUCAGUUAAUGGAGGUGACGAAAAAUAACGGUUCUACUGGAACCUUAGAAACAGUUUACUGGCCAGGAAAUUUACUUUCAGUUCCCAAGGGUUGGACUUAUGGUAACGAGGGAAAGACAUUGAGAAUUGGUGUGCCCGCACAAGGUGCCUUUACCCAUUUUGUGAAUGUGACUUACGAUCAGAGUCGGAAUAAAACUUCUAUCACAGGUUUCUCAAUUGAUGUCUUCAAAGCUGCUGUUAAACGUCUUCCAUAUCACUUGCAAUAUGAGUUUAUACCAGUCAACUGCUCUUAUGAUGAAAUGGUUCAGAAAGUCUACAAGAAGGAACUUGAUGCUGCUGUUGGAGAUACAGAAAUAAUGGCAUAUAGAUAUCGUUAUGUAAUAUUUUCUCAACCAUAUGUUGAAUCUGGCCUUGACAUGGUGGUAACAGUAAAGCCCAAUAAAUCAAAACAGACGUGGAUGUUCACGAGUGCCUUCACAAAAGAAACGUGGCUGGUGAUGACAGCAAUGCACAUUUUCAUUGGAUUUAUCAUCUGGCUGAUGGAACGGCAAGUGAAUGAAGAAUUGAGGGGACUUGGGGCUAUGCUUUGGUUUUUAGUCACUAUAAUCUUCUAUGCUCACAGAGAACCAAUCAAAAACACUUUUGCUCGGAUUGUGUUGGCACCAUGGUUAUUCAUAAUCCUUAUUCUCACGACAAGUUUUACAGCUAGUUUGACAUCCAUGAUGACCAUCAGUCAUCUUGAACCGUCUGUGUUGGACAUCAAAACCCUUCAAAGGACUAAUGCCCCUGUUGGGUGUAACGGAAAUUCAUUUAUCGUGAGAUAUUUGACAGACGUACUAAAAUUUAAGCCUAAGAAUAUUCGUAAAAUUGAUUCCAUAAGUGACUACCCUACAGCCUAUAAGAACAGGGACAUUGAAGCAGCUUUCUUUGUUGCACCACAUGCUAAAGUCUUCCUUGCCAAGUACUCAUGCGCAGGCUUCAUUAAAGCAGGGGAUACUUUCAAGCUUGGAGGAUUUGGAUUUGUGGGUUUGUCUUUUCCUUGUCAUUGUGAUCACUUUAGGAUUUGCUUGGUGAAGUGAAUAUUGGAGUCCCAUAGUCAAGAUUUUCAUUCAUUGCUAACUUCUAUGGAGUCUCCAAUUUUCACUCUUACUAAACAAACGCUUAAAUUUGAUGUUAACUUUUAAAUUUGAUGUUAACUUACACACACACAGGUUUCCUCUAACUAUAGUUUGAAACCUCAGGCUUUCCCAAGAGAUUCCUCCAAACUUGCUAAUGACAUAUCAGAGGCAGUGAUGAACGUGAUAGAGGAUGGAGAAACACAACAAUUAGAAGAUGAUAUGAUAUCCACGGCUAGUUGCUCCUCCUCGGAUGACAAGAUCCCGGGCAAAGGAUCAUUGGGAAUUCAACCUUUCCUUGGCCUCUUUUACAUCUCUGCAACUGUUGCUGUUCUUGCCGCUUUUGCAUGGUUGUAUUCCAUCAAGGACUUGGUUACAAGCGAAUUGCGGAACUUGAUGAGUCAAAUGCAAGAAACAUUUUCACAUUUCCGGAUAAUAUUACUAUGGAGAGGGACGAAAGCAUUUCUGGCUCACAUUUAUUCAGAAUUCCAAACUGGGAUAAUUAGAAGUUCUAUAUCAGGAACGAAUAAUCUAGAGGAUACAGCUUCUUCUGGUAACGAGCAAAGCCUGGGGGGUGCCGAACUAGUUCAUGCAGUUACGGUUCCUCAUGCUCCCAGCUAAGUUUUUCAUUUGGG